AAAUUGAAGAAAGGAACCUCUUCCCCCGGAUGCAUAUUAUGUUUGAUGCUCCCCGGAUACUAAGAAAACAAAAACAAAAACAAAGAAGUUAGAGCGCGUCCAUUGGGAGCUCAGUUGCCUUAUUCUUUCUCAAAAUGGAACAAAGCUUAACGAUGUCUCUCUUCAGAUUCUUCACUACCCUUUUUGUCCUCUCCCUGCGCAGCCUCAUCACUGAAGCUCUGAACGACAGCCCAACUUACCUCUUCCAUUAUUGCUCCAACAAGACCACUUACCCCUCUGGCAGCAAUUACACAUCGGUCCAAUCCAACCUCUACAACCUUUUCCUCGCCCUCUCCUCCAAUGGCACCGCCACAGCCGCCAAUGGGUUCUACAAUACCACCUUCGGGGAGCACCCCAACAGGGUCUACGGUGACUACCUCUGUCGCGGCGACGUUUCGCCCUCUACUUGUCAAAAUUGUGUCAUGUUUGCUACCAAGGACGUAGAGGGGCGGUGCCUUAUUGAGAAUGAGGUCGUUAUUUGGUACGACGAAUGUCGUCUCCGCUACUCUGGCGAACCGAGUAUCUUCAACGAGGGUGAUUCGGUGAGCAUGUGUAUGUGGAACACUCAUAAUGCAAUGGAUCCGAUCCAAUUCAACGAUGCUGUGGCGACGGUGAUGAACGAUGCGACCACUCGGGCUGCGUCAGUCGCUCUAAGGUUCGCCACAAAAGAGACUGAUAUUUCUGCGUUUCAAACCCUGUACAGUCUGGCACAGUGCACGCUGUACCUGUCAAGUACGGACUGUAAUAAGUGUCUCCGAAGAGCCGUAUCAGGUCUCCCUAGUUGUUGCAGUGGAAAAGUGGGAGGAAGAGUAAUGUCUCUUAGUUGUCAUAUUAGGUAUGAAAUGUACCCUUUUUAUAAACUAUCUGCAGUUACAGCUCUGGCGCCGGCGUCGCCACCACCGAUCGUUACUCCUCCUGCUGGUUCAGUGAUCAACCCCAAAGGUAAGGUUGAGCGCAGUUUACUGAUAAAUUUUUGUUUGUGAUGAAUCUGAUGAUGAAAUGUCUUUAAAUUAAACAAAAUAAUUUUGUUAGUUGGCUUAUUCUUGCUGCAAAUUAAAAUAUCUUAUCUAGU
Rubroshorea leprosula is the source of this 1111-nucleotide messenger RNA. Lineage: Eukaryota; Viridiplantae; Streptophyta; Magnoliopsida; Malvales; Dipterocarpaceae. The record is from the annotation of a GenBank genome assembly.